Molecule: messenger RNA, 982 nt
Organism: Ficedula albicollis (Collared flycatcher)
Lineage: Eukaryota; Metazoa; Chordata; Aves; Passeriformes; Muscicapidae
Gene: MRPS34
Product: mitochondrial ribosomal protein S34
Exons: 3
Coding region: 6-575 (189 amino acids)
Biological process (GO): mitochondrial translation
Cellular component (GO): mitochondrial small ribosomal subunit; mitochondrion
Molecular function (GO): structural constituent of ribosome
Source: RefSeq, a predicted model, not a curated record
GGGCCAUGGCCCGCAAGAAGCUGCACCGGCCCAUCGCCGCCAUGGCCAGGAAGAUCCGCGAGUACCGGGCGCUGAAGGAUCGGCCGCGGGACUCUCAGCGCUUCGCCGUGGACUACGAGACCAUGCGGCGGCCACUGACGCAGAAACGGCUGGGGGGGGGGGGGGGGGGGGGGGGGGGGCCGCCGCCCUGCUGCGCCUGGCGCAGCUCCCGCCCGCCGCGACCCACCCUCAACAGGUUCCUCUUUUCUUUGCAGAACAUGGACCAUGGAAGAGCCUGGGGCUACCUGACUUUCAGAGGCAAAACUGAAGAGAAAGUGAGGGAGAUUGACAAAACCAUGUACCAUGACUGGCGUAUGGUGCCCAAACACGAGGAGAAGGCCUUCAAGACAUUCACCCCAGUGCCUGAGGAGACUGUUCAGUUCCUGCCAUACCCACCACUGCUCCGAGCCAUGAUCCUUGCACAGCGGCAGAAGGAGGGAAAACCAAUCAUGGAAGAGCCAAUUAUUGAUCUAGAGAAGGUCUUGGCCUCUCCCCAAGAGCGGGCAAAGAAAAAAGCUACAGGGACACCGGUAUAAAGACGUGUUCUGUAUCCGAGUAUCCCACGUGCUCUCACAGCCUGUUAGAAGCUCAGUGUACAGGGCGUCUUACAGAGCCCCUCUGUGCCCAUUGUGGGAGGAUGUUUCCAGCUUUCUCCUCAGCUCUGCAAGUCACCUAGUCCAAAGGGAAGAUGCAUGUACAUUCAGACUCUUCUUCCAUAACUUUGGUUUCAAUCAGCAGAGCAGUCUUCUUGGUUCCCUGGACAGUCUCUAAAUACACAACUCCAGUCAGCCAGUUGCAGUUCUUUGGAGCAUAACAUUUUUUUACCUAACUUAGGUUCUGCAUGAAUCACAGAAAAAUGACUGCAAACAUCACAGUAUUUCACAGAGCUGUGAAAAAAUGUAUCUGCAAAUGGAAAUAAAUAUUUUCUUAAUUCUGCAACACA